Trifolium pratense (red clover) is the source of this 546-nucleotide messenger RNA. Its product is annotated as 60S ribosomal protein L38-like. Gene Ontology annotation, biological process: protein-RNA complex assembly; translation. Gene Ontology annotation, molecular function: structural constituent of ribosome. The record is from RefSeq and is a predicted model, not a curated record. NCBI's taxonomy places the organism in Eukaryota, Viridiplantae, Streptophyta, Magnoliopsida, Fabales, Fabaceae. Gene Ontology annotation, cellular component: cytosolic large ribosomal subunit; ribosome. Bases 144 to 353 code for a protein of 69 amino acids. The transcript is spliced from 3 exons.
UAAAUCGGCCCAAUCUAAAGGUUAGUAGCGUCUUUUCAUACUCUAGGGUUUAAUUUAGUUUAUGAACCCUAAAUUCUCAAUUUUGAAGCUUGAGCGUGCCGAUUGUUUGGGAGGAAGCGGAAAUCGUAGCAGCGAAGACAACAAUGCCUAAGCAAAUUAAUGAGAUUAAAGACUUCCUCCUCACAGCCAGGAGGAAGGAUGCACGCUCCGUGAAAAUCAAGAGAAGCAAAGAUGUGGUCAAGUUCAAGGUUCGUUGCUCCAAGUAUCUGUACACACUUUGUGUGUUUGAUACUGAGAAAGCUGAUAAGUUGAAGCAAUCACUUCCUCCAGGUUUGAAUGUGCAAGACUUGUAAUUCUAUCUGGUUAAAUGUGUACUGAAGAUCAAAUUUUGCUUUGGAGUCGUGAUUUACAAAUAUAUUUUUGUUUUGUUGUUGAUUAUUUGCUUAUGAUUCUCAUUAUGAAUGAUGCAACUCUGUUUUCUUGUCUUAAUACUGUUUCACUUUCACCUUUAUUUUUAAUCAAUUAGACCUCUAAUCUUUAUCUUUC